Aspergillus affinis is the source of this 834-nucleotide messenger RNA. RefSeq lists its product as uncharacterized. The transcript has a single exon. Lineage: Eukaryota; Fungi; Ascomycota; Eurotiomycetes; Eurotiales; Aspergillaceae. The record is from RefSeq and is a predicted model, not a curated record. Bases 1 to 834 code for a protein of 277 amino acids.
AUGUCAUCAUCAGACACUGACACAGACUUUUCCACAACGUCCAGCUCACAGAGCUCAGAGACCUCGGGGUUCACCUACUCCCCUUACACGGACUUUGAGCCGGCGCCGCUUGAAAAGACGAGCUACAAGUACACCAGCUCGUUGAAACGGCGGCUCCGACUCAUCGAAGAGUGGGAGGCCUGCAAGCGCGCCCUCUGCGAGGAGCGCAAAAACAAAGGGCCUUUCAAGAUCAAGCCCCGAAAGAAGGCCAAGAUCGUGUCCAACGUGACCGAUACCGUGAAGGACGAGGAAUACAUUCUACCCGAUCCAGCCACCCUAGAGCGGCUCAUGAUGAAGCCCUCCAACGGUAAGGCAUGCGCAGACAACGAGCGCGAGGAGGGGACUCGCGAGCUUCGCCGUCUCAUUCGGCGCUCUGAGCUAGAGAAGGCCGGUCUGAUGCUGGGCCCUGGCAAUGACCUCAAAGUCAACGUGUACGUUGAAUUUGAGAAGAGCAAUUGCAGGAACUUGAAUGACACGCAUGAGCUGCUGUACAGCGCAUGGACUGCACUGAUCUGGCGCAGCCAGAGACGUGAGUACGCAAACCCCCAGGGCGAGGUGCCCCAGGGUAUGGUCAGACUCGGCCUGACGGUUGAGACGGAGUCGACACAUCCCGAGGAUGUGUAUAAAGACGCCAUCGAGGCUACUCAGCACCUGUAUAGGACCCGCGAUUACACAGCCAUGCAGUACCCAAUUGGGUAUGGAAAUGUCACUCUGAACCUGGUUCAUUAUGGACUCGCUGCGAAUGGCGCAAAGCCGUCAUCCGUGGGAGUCGGGAUCCUCUUGCACGAACUCUAG